Lineus longissimus is the source of this 3142-nucleotide messenger RNA. RefSeq names its product thimet oligopeptidase-like. Lineage: Eukaryota; Metazoa; Nemertea; Pilidiophora; Heteronemertea; Lineidae. The transcript has 15 exons. Gene Ontology annotation, cellular component: mitochondrial intermembrane space. Gene Ontology annotation, biological process: proteolysis; peptide metabolic process. The coding region runs from base 16 to 2253 and encodes 745 amino acids. The record is from RefSeq and is a predicted model, not a curated record. Gene Ontology annotation, molecular function: metalloendopeptidase activity.
AAUGUGGAAGCGGGAAUGAUUCACUCCUGGCAAAGCGAGGCUGGUUCGACUAGUACCUCGCUGCCUCAGUGUAUCAUUGCAUGCAUUGAUAGCUGUUAUUUCCCGUUUUAUAUGGCAUUAUUCUUCCAAAGACAAAGUUAUAAGAUAUUUCCAGGUCUUACUAUAGUUACAGCCAAGCUUACCCCAUACCUUACGGUAACCCGUAAAGCCCUAGUAAUCCUACUUUUCAAGCGAUCAAACUACGCUUUCGCAAGUGUUCACCGAAUUAUGGCUACUCCCGGCUGUAUCUUACGUUGGGAUUUGACUGCCAAUGACAUCAGGAAUCAAGUCGGUGACGUGAUUGAGACGUCCAAGAAGACAUAUGAUGCUAUCGGUGCUUUGAAGCAGGAGGAAAUCAACUAUGAUAGCGUCAUUCAGGCCCUAACUGAUGACAAUGCUGAAUACACCGUCCGCCGUAACAUGCUUGACUUCUGUCAGCAUGUCUCCCCUGACAAGGUGACCAGAGAAGCAAGUGUCGAGGUGGAUAAGAAGCUUUCUGAAUUUGAUGUUGAGAUGAGCAUGCGAAAGGAUGUGUUCGAUGCGCUUCUUUCCUUUGAGAAGACGAAACCUGAACUGAAACCCGAGGCAAAGAGGUUCCUUGAGAAACUAAUCAAACUUGGAAAACGAAAUGGUCUCCAUCUCUCCAAGGAAACCCAGGACCAGAUUAAAGACAUCAAGAAAUGCAUGAGCGACCUUGGCAUCGACUUCAGCAAAAACUUGAAUGAGGAAAAUACAAUAUUGGAAUUUGACUCUGAUGAGCUGGCUGGUGUGCCCGAGGAGUUUGUGAAAGCCCUCGACAAGACUGAGGGUGGUAAACACAAGGUCUCCCUUAAGUACCCUCACUAUUUCCCCAUCAUGAAGAAAUGUAGCAAUGGAAAUACCCGCCGCAUCAUUGAAAGAGCAUUCAACCGCAGAUGUAUUGAAGAAAACACUAAAAUAUUGGAAGAACUUGUUGAACUCAGGGAGAAGAAAGCCAAGUUGCUUGGCUUUCCAACCCAUGCCGCCUUCAUCCUCGACAUGCGUAUGGCCAAGAAACCGGAGAGAGUUGCCACAUUCUUGUCGGAACUUGCUGUGAAGCUGCAGCCACUCAAAGAGCAAGAAAUCAAACAAUUCCUCAGUUAUAAAGAAGAAGAGAUCAGGGCUCAAGGCGGUGAUUUCGACGGCAAACUGAAUAUGUGGGACAUGAGAUACUACAUGACCAUGGCCGAGGAGAAGAUGUACUCGGUCGACCAUAACAAACUGAAGGAAUACUUCCCCCUAGAGACCGUCACCAAGGGCCUACUUGAAAUCUACCAAACGUUGCUGGGACUCAAGUUUGAGGAGAUUGAGAAACCUCAUGUUUGGCAUGAAGACGUCAAGAUGUACAAAGUACACGAUGCAGCCUCCAAUGAUCUGAUGGGAUAUUUUUAUUUGGAUUUAUUCCCAAGAGAAGGCAAAUAUGGCCAUGCUGCCUGUUUCGGUCUCCAGCCUGGUUGUCUGCUGAAUAGUAGCAAGAGGCAGAUAGCAGUAGCAGCUAUGGUAGCCAACUUCAGCAAACCCACCGAGGAUAAGCCGGCACUUCUCAUGCACGACGAGGUGGAGACUUACUUCCAUGAGUUCGGCCAUGUCAUGCAUCAGAUCUGUGCCCAAGCUGACUUCUGCCUCUUUAGCGGCACCAGUGUUGAACGUGACUUUGUUGAGGCACCGUCUCAGAUGCUGGAGAACUGGUGUUGGGAGAAGGAACCUCUUAAUCAGAUGUCUGGCCACUACAAGGAUGGGAGUAGCAUCCCUGAUGAGAUGCUGGAGAAGCUCAUGAAAGCCAGGAUCGCCAACGCUGGUCUCUUUAACCUCAGACAGAUUCUGUUAGGAACAUUUGAUCAAACCAUCCACACUUUGCCCAAGGCUGACACCGCACAGAUUUUCUCCAACCUAUCAACGGAGAUUCUUGGUAUUUCUGCCACACCAGACACCAACAUGUCUGCUUCCUUUGGUCAUCUUGCUGGAGGAUAUGACGCACAAUACUAUGGAUAUUUAUGGAGUGAGGUGUUCUGUAUGGACAUGUUUGCGUCGAGGUUUAAAAAGGAAGGCAUCAUGAGUGCUAAAGUUGGAGCAGAUUAUCGAAAAUACAUCCUGGGACCUGGCGGAUCAGUGGAUGCUAAUGAAAUGCUACGCAACUUCCUCGGUCGUGAUCCUCAGCAAGAAGCAUUCCUGAUCAGCAAGGGACUCAAACCAUAGUGUAUGUCACAAGAAGUUACUGCUGUUCCAUGCCAUCUAUUUCCUCGCAAAUUGUAUGUUAUUUAAUCUGUUCUGCAACUGAUGUAUGCCAGCAGCAUGUGUUGCAGUAUUUGUGUGUGAGAUCAUGACGAACACGUGUUGAGGAAACCCUUGGCUCAGUUGGUGUAUAUCAUGGUAUCUGUGCACAGUCAUCUAUCAUGUUCUUCAAGAGUAUACAGUCUUCAUAGAAUCCAUCAAAUCCCGACACAACGGAUGACAAAUGAUUACAAAUGAGUUUGGAUCUGAGCUACUCCGGUACUUCGUUAUAUUCAAGACGACAUUACUGUGAAAUUCACUGCAGUUUACAUAUCAGUCUACACUGUUCAAGUGCAUCAUGUAUCAACCUGUGCGUAGUGUAUCAUUUAUAUAUGGUUGUCCUUGGAUCUAUCUGUCUGAACUAUAUAUGCUAUGCAUGUGCUAGGUUUUGGAAGUUAAGCAGCUUUUUAGAACAACAUGUGCUGAUCAUAACCUCACUUGAUUUAAAUUACUACUCUAAUGUGUCAGGGAUAUGGAAACUUGUGAUAACUUGGGUUUGAAGGGUUAAUGCACUAUGUUAUGUGAUGUCAGUUGCUCAUGGCCUGAUUGAUUGUAACUGUGUUGCUCUGAGACUUUCUGUUAUCUCUGAGUUAUUGUUGUAUCAAAUUGAUUCAUCAAGUCUCCAGGUCUAGUGCAGUAUGUUACUGUGAAUGCCAUGCUUUGUCUACCAAUCACUCCAUCACAGGGUUCGAGGAUUAAAAUCCUGAGAUGAACUCAUGGACGAUCUUAGCUUAUAAUCAUUGUAUUAUUUUCUAUGAAAUUUAAAAAUACUACUAAUAGUUACAAUGGUAAAUAAAACGGGAAAUGUCACAUA